ACUUGGCGUGACCCCCGUUUGCAAGACGCGCGUUUCCCCCGCAGAGGAGCGCGCUCGCUCGCGCCCCCGACGCCCCCCAAACACGCGCGCUUCCCGCGUCGCUCGCUCGCUCGCUCGUGUCUGACGCUCGUCGGUCGGUUGGCGCGGAGCGACGAUGUGGAUCCAGAUCCGCACGAUCGACGGCAAAGAGACGCGGACGGUGGAGGAUCUGUCGCGCCUCACGAAGAUCGAGUCGCUGCGCGUCAAGAUCCGCGACAUCUUCAACGUCAAGCCGGAGCAGCAGAGGCUCUUCUACCGCGGGAAGCAGAUGGAAGAUGGCCAGACGCUCUUCGAUUAUAACGUCGGUCUGAACGACAUCGUCCAGCUUCUCAUUCGCUCACAGACGGACGCACCGGACAGCCCCUCCCUCAACAACGAUGAGGGCGUGGCCUGUGUCGUAGCCCCACCCGCCGCCGCAUCUGUCUCCGCCCCUGCAACACCCACCGCCGCAGUCGUUUCCCCAGCAACCGUCGCCAACAGCAACGGAAACGGGUCCAAGUCCUGCAGCCCGGCGCCGGACAGCCAGCCGUCCACAUCCAGCCGGACGCUGCUCAUCGAUCCCGGCUUCGGAGUCUUCAGAGUGAAUGAGCUGGUGGACUGCAGGGAUCUCAGCAUCGGAGCCUGGUUCGAGGGCUUGAUUGAGAAGGUCACUCCGGCCUCUAAAGGACAGAAUGGCCGAGCGGACACCCCCGCUCCGGCCCGGGUCGGACGACCCAGGAAACAGACUAACGGCAAGCUGGAGUCAGAGCCUUCGUCAUCCUCAUCCUCAUCAUCCACGGACACUCAGAGCACAGCGUUACACUCGGACCAACCGUCCACGUCCAGAACGGAUCCGCCGCUCGUCUCCUACCACAUUAAAUAUGAAGAUUAUCCGGAGAACGGCGUGGUGGAGCUGAGCGUGGACGAUGUUCGCCCGAGGGCCCGGACCCUGCUGCGCUUCGAUCAGCUUCAGCUCGGAGACGUGGUGAUGGUCAACUAUAACCUGGAGAACCCCGAGGAGCGAGGCUUCUGGUACGACGCUGAGAUCUCGAGCCUCAACGCCGUCUCACGCACCAACAAAGAGAUCCGCGUCAAGAUUCUUCUGGGAGGUCCGGGUGAUGUGAUUGGUGACUGUAAGCUGCAGUUUCUGGAUGAGAUUUAUAGGAUAGAGAAACCUGGAGCACCGGCGCUGUCUGCAGCAGACGGCCCCUUCAAACGUAAGACGGGUCCGGAGUGUAAGCACUGUAAGGCGGACCCGGAGGUGGAGUGUCGUUUCUGCUCGUGUUGUGUGUGUGGAGGGAAGCAGGACGCUCACAUGCAGCUGCUGUGUGACGAGUGUAACAUGGCCUUCCACAUCUACUGCCUGACCCCUCCGCUGACCUCCAUCCCCGAGGACGAGGACUGGUACUGUCCCACCUGUAAGAACGACAGCAGCGAGGUGGUCAAAGCUGGAGAGAAACUCAGAGCCAGCAAGAAGAGAUCCAAGAUGCCGUCAGCCACUACAGAGAGCCAGAGAGACUGGGGCAAGGGCAUGGCGUGUGUGGGGCGCACCAAAGAGUGCACAAUCGUCCCCUCCAAUCACUACGGACCGGUUCCCGGCGUUCCCGUCGGAACCACGUGGAAGUUCCGCGUUCAGGUGAGCGAGGCGGGUGUUCACAGGCCUCACGUCGGUGGGAUUCACGGACGCAGUAACGACGGCUCGUACUCGCUGGUGCUCGCUGGAGGAUUCGAGGACGAAGUUGACCGGGGGGAUGAGUUCACCUACACCGGCAGCGGAGGUCGCGACCUCUCGGGAAACAAGCGCAUCGGCGAGCACUCGUUCGAUCAGACGCUCACACACAUGAACAGGGCUCUGGCGCUGAACUGUGACGCCCCUCUGAACGACAAGGACGGGGCGGAGUCUCGCAACUGGAGGGCGGGAAAACCAGUGAGAGUGAUCCGCAGCUCCAAGGGCCGACGAAUCAGCAAAUACGCUCCGGAAGAGGGAAACCGCUACGACGGUAUCUAUAAGGUGGUGAAGUACUGGCCCGAGAUCGGGAAGUGUGGCUUCCUCGUCUGGAGAUACCUGCUGAGACGAGACGACCUGGAGCCAGCGCCCUGGACCCCUGAAGGCAUCGAGCGCAGCAAGAAACUCGGCCUCAAAGUCCAGUAUCCUCCGGGGUAUCUGGAGGCUAUGGCUAAUAAGACGAAGCGCGAGGCGACGGUGCGGUCGGUGGGCGGCUCGACCCGCGGCAGAAAGAGAGGAAGACCUCGAUCCACGCGACCGUCCAGAAGAGUCCAGGAGGAAGAGGAGGAGAAGCCUGCGGAGAACAACGAGGAAGAGCUGCAGAGCAACGGCAGCGCAGACGCUCACGAAGAAGAGGAGGAGGAGGAGGAGAGCUCGGCUGUGUGUGAGCCGCCCGAGGAGCCUCAGGUCAAGCGUCUGAAGGAAGUGGAGUCGUUCGUUCUGUCAGAACAGCAGAGAAACCUGAUUCAGGAAGAUGAACCCAACAGGAAGCUGUGGGACGAGGCGUUGAGCUUCCUGUCUGAGGGGCCGAACUUCCUGCGGAAGGUGGAGCAGCUGUUCAUGUGUGUUUGUUGUCAGGAGCUGUCCUUCCAGCCCGUCACCACAGAGUGUUCACACAACGUCUGCAAGACGUGUCUGCAGCGCUCGUUCCGCGCCGAGGUCUUCUCGUGUCCUGCCUGUCGUCAUGAUCUGGGCAAAGACUACGCCAUGAGCCUCAACAAAACCCUGCAGCUGCUCCUGGAUCAGUUCUUCCCCGGAUACAGCAAAGGACGAUGAAUCUGAUCCGCAAGAAAAAUGGACAAUGAUGUGUUCUCCGCACAAGCAUCACACACACACACACACACACAGACACACACACUCACACACACCAGCCUGACAUCUGUGUUCACGACCGCAAACCCAACAGAUGCUGGGACUCGAACCCUUCGACACACUUCAUGAACGUCAUCAGCGUCUGGAUCAGCAGUGACCACAGACUCCUGAAUCAGUCACACUAAUGAUACGCAAGAAUCCUGUCAGAAACACUCCCAACUCAUUCACCCCAAAAUAACAGAAUUAUACCUAUAUAAACAUAAACAUAUAUAUA
Molecule: messenger RNA, 3110 nt
Organism: Puntigrus tetrazona (Sumatra barb)
Lineage: Eukaryota; Metazoa; Chordata; Actinopteri; Cypriniformes; Cyprinidae
Product: E3 ubiquitin-protein ligase UHRF2-like
Exons: 16
Coding region: 155-2800 (881 amino acids)
Biological process (GO): protein ubiquitination; negative regulation of gene expression via chromosomal CpG island methylation
Molecular function (GO): protein binding; ubiquitin protein ligase activity
Source: RefSeq, a predicted model, not a curated record